Messenger RNA from Parnassius mnemosyne (clouded apollo), 399 nucleotides. Lineage: Eukaryota; Metazoa; Arthropoda; Insecta; Lepidoptera; Papilionidae. The record is from the annotation of a GenBank genome assembly.
AUGGGUUUCACCAAUGUUCCAAUCAUAAAAGAAAAUGGUGAAUUACGUUUGUGCGUAGAUAGAUAUGAGAUGUACGAACGCCGCUAUAUUGCGAGAAAACCAGCCCCUGCCUACUAUGGACCAUUUUUGCCUAAAAUGAAGAAAGCUAAAUAUUUUAACAAAUUAGACAUAAAAAAUGCCUUCCAUCAAGUGGAAAUUCACUCUGAAUCCAGACACAUAAAGACUUUUAUAACCCCCAAAAGAUUAUAUAGAUAUAAAAGAAUAAUGCUUGGAAUUACCUGCGCUUCUGGGAUUGUUCAGAAGAUCAUUGAAAGGAUGCUGAUAAACUGUGAAGGGGUCGUCAAUUUUAUUGAUGAUAUCCUGGUAUUCGGGAACAGUGAAGAAGAACAUGACGCAUGA